AGCUCCAAAUGCGUUCCGGAAGUUGACGUGGAAAAAUGGCGAUCCCCAGUGUUGUAGCGCUUGUUGCCGGUGUUUUUGUGAUAUUUGUUGGUUGCAUUUAUGCAAAUGAUGAGCCACAAUGUCAUUCGUUUGCCGGAGGCAGCGUUUAUCCCCAGGAAACUAAACGUACAAGUGGACAUGCCAUUCAGUGGAGCCAAGCUGUCAUUUCUAAACCUGCUCCAGACUGGAAUGGGACAGCUGUCAUAAAAGGAGAAUUCAAGGAUGUCAAACUGUCCGACUACAAAGGGAAAUAUAUUGUCUUCUUUUUCUAUCCACUUGACUUCACAUUUGUAUGUCCUACAGAAAUCAUUGCAUUUAGUGACAGAGCGAGUGAAUUCCAUGACAUUAACACAGAGGUCAUUGCUUGCUCUGUUGACUCUCAGUUUACCCAUCUGGCCUGGAUGAAUACACCAAGAGAUAAGGGUGGACUUGGACCGAUUAAGAUCCCCCUCCUGUCUGAUAUCACUCAUGAGAUCUCAAAGGCAUAUGGUGUUUAUCUGGAGGACCUUGGUCACAGUCUCAGGGGUUUGUUUAUCAUUGAUGAUAAGGGUACCCUUCGUCAGAUAACAAUGAAUGACUUACCAGUAGGCCGUGAUGUAGAUGAAACACUCCGACUAGUUCAAGCCUUUCAGUACACAGACAAGCAUGGAGAGGUUUGUCCCGCUGGCUGGAAACCUGGCAAAGACACUAUCAUUCCCGACCCCAAGCAGUCUCAAAAAUACUUCAGCAAACAGAAACCUUAGGAUGUAACAUUUAACUAUAAUCCCCAUGAAAUGCUAUCUCUAUCCCACUGUUAUUUUUACCACUAUUUUCAUCCAAUUUACAUUUAAAUGUCUUGGGGGUUUGGUUGAGUCUCAAACUUAAAUCAGUUAUACCUAAAGUAACCUAUAGCUGCUGUAAAAUUCAAAUUUAAAAAAAAUUGUAGGCUUCAUUUUGGAAAUUAAUUAAUUAUUAAUUACUCCGUAAUUAAAUUCCCAAGACAUUUACCUAAUUACUGUUCAAGCUAUCUGGAGUAGAUCUGUUAAGAAAUUUAGAUACAAUACCUCCUAUGUUAAACUUUGUUUAUCACUCUAAAAAAGAAAAUUCAUAGCAAUUUUUUUUAAUUUUUUUUUUGAAAAUGGCGAUUUCAGAAAAUCAAUUUGUAAGAUUGUCUUAUUCAACUUUGAAUAUCAGUAACAAUGUUUUGCAAAUGUCAGUACAACUGUAUUUGUGAAAGAUGGUAUUGACAUAUGGUUUUGUUAUUUAUUUUUGAACAGCAUGCAUGUUUUGAUUACUUAAUGAUUUUUAAGCAUUCCCUAAAAUGUAUGUGCUGUAAAUCUGUUACCAGGGGCAUGUUUGUAGAAAACCUAUCAUAUAUGUAUGUGUAUCAUAUGCAUGUUUUGAUCAGUAAUAAAAUAUGUCUUUUUUCCACUAGACUUUUAUCGAUUUCUGUUGUGCCGUACUUGUGAAGGGAUUGAAGAGAAUUUCAUAUGAUAGGAAAUUGUUUUUAGUCGGAAGUCUAUUUUUCUGUUUGUAAUACUUACCAAUAGGAUUAAGUACUAGAUAAUCUUAAGGAAAUCCACAUUAUGCUCAUUAUGAAUAUUACAUUUUCUCCAUUUAAUUGUUAUAUUAGAAUUUAAACCUGGUUGUGGGAUAUAGUUUCCUCUUAUUUUCUCUAGUGGUGUUUAAUGAUUUCUAUAAUUUCCAUUCUAUGUAAUUGAUAUUCAGAUUUGUUUGCUUGGUGUGCUACAAAUGCCAGACUUUUCUCCAAGUUUCCUACUUUGUUUUCAAGCCAGAUGACCUCAUUAGUAUGUUUGAAUCAUGACAAAUCUUCAUAGACCUCCAUAUCUAUAAUAAAAACCACCCUAUCCAGUGUCCCUAAAUAGUACUAGAUAGGGGGAGUCACUCUGAAAAGUGCUUGGGGGCAUAUGUAGACAUUUUUAUUAGGGACCAUUUAUUACAUGGAUUUUUCACUUUUUUGUUAGUCAUGAAUAGAAACAAAUAGUGAAACAUUGGGUAUAAGAUAUACACUACUCCAACAAUGUUUGUGAUUUAUAUGCAAAUGUAAAAAAAAAAUGUACAUGACAAAAUGACAAAUGCUUAUUGCUGUUGAUAAACCAGCCAACUAUCAUCCACUUAAAUCAUAGCAGUAUGAUUUACACAAGAAGUGGAAGACAUGUGUGAAAUUUUUUCCUGUUAUACAUUUUGCUGUUUAUAAGAUUUUCCUCCUGUCACUAUCGGAUAACAUAAUGAAAAGGUGCUACUGUAUUGUUUGGUGAUCCCACCUGUGUGUUAAGUUUGAAUAUUGUUGUACUAACUCAGCUAUGACUAGAAUAACAGUAAUAUAAUUAGAAGCUUCAGUAUUACUUGUGGUGUAGUAUACUGUCCAUAAAAAAAGUGUAAUAAUUUCCCUUCACAAACAGUCAUUACCUCAAUGUGAGUCAGUAUACUUAGUCAAGAACACUUCUCUCAGACAGAGUGAUUUCCCUUGUCUUGUUGUAAUUAACAGAACAAGUAUAUUAGUCAUAAAGACCGACUAUGACGUCCUCGGAGCCCAUCGACUGUCAAUCUACUGCUAUACCAUCUGACAGAGUAAAGUGAAGGGGAGUAACUCUGAUAAAUCAGAAUGGUAUUGCAGUGAUUACUCUAUCAACAUGUAAUAGUAUACCUUUCUAGCCGAGUCAUUCCAGGAAAAAGUUUAACUUGUUGACUCUUUAAGUCGUUGACUCAUUUCUCUUCUGAAAUGGACACGCUAUCUUUGUUGACAGCCUAUACUGGUACAUAGUUUUACCUGUUACAGAUUUUAGUGCUUUUUUUGUCAGAUUUAUAUGAAUAAAUGUAAAAUCUCAAUGUAUGUAGACAUUAUUUUUGAUGGGUUCUGUGUUUUGGUUAUUUGCAGAAAUAGAUUAAAAAUCAAGUAUAUAACAAAGAGUUCAAAUUUUUUCAUGAAAAUAACAUGUUUUUUGUUUCAAAUGUUAAAUUUUUGAAGCAUUAUUAGUUCUGAAAAAGUAAAAUGACAUAUAUAUUUUUUUAUUGUAUAAUGAAGUCAAAUCUUCCUCUCCAUUGCAUAUGUUGCAUAGACUUUAACAAAGUGGUUAACAAACAAUUUAUAGAGGAUCAACAAUACAUCACUACCCACCAACUUCUUUGUAUCCUAUUUGCCUUGAAUAGAAACUAAAGAAAACUUGAUCACAACAACAUUUAACUUGGAAAUGCAGAAAAUGUUUGUCUCUAAUUUUACCAAAAGUGGAAUAAACUAUUUGUAUCUAGUCAGGGAUGCAGCAUACAUAAGGAUCACAUUGAAAACAAAGGAUAUCAAGUGAAAUAUUAUCAUGUGAGGAGGCAAUACUCUUGUUAUUUUGUUGACAGGGUAAACAUAUACUAUAAUUUCCUGUAUAUAGACUGCUCAUAGGUAUAACAAAUUGGAGCAUUUUGAUAAAGAUAACCUUCAAUGGCAGAUAUCCACAGGUAAUACACUCAAUUUAUUCAUACAAAAGUGAUAUCAUUUGUGUCAAAAUUACUUACAUUGAUAACAGGUAUGUUACAUUGUAACAUAUUGUAACAAUGGUAGUAAUCUACGUAUAUAUCAUCUGAGAAUAAGAUAGAUAAAAAUGUGAAAUACUGUUAUGUUUACAUGGAUCUAGCAUUCAUGUGCAAAGUAGGGAAUAAAACAAAAAACAUUUAGUCUGUAUAUGUACACAUCUUAGGAAGCAUAGAUAGACUGCUGCUUCACGAGAUUAAUUCCAAAAAGCAUCUUAAAAUGUGAAAAAUCCUAUAUCCCACGGAGUGAACACAGGAAAUCAUGGAAAACUUGUAGGUGUUACCAGAUUCUGUUAAGUUUAUAUUAGAAAUCGGCUCCCAGACUGGAUAUAACUACAGGAUCAAUAAAGUAAACAUUCCAAACAUUCAACACCAUAUUGGAUUUUUGUCAGUAAUCAACAGUACUUCAGACAUGUGAUCAACGGGUUGACACCCUUACAGAGGAAUCGUGUUUGAAUCAUUUUUUCUUUUCUUUUUUUUUUUCAUUCUUGUUAAGGUAGUUGCUUGUAAUAUAGAUUCAUUGUGUAUUCAUGUAUUUUGUCUAGAGUGAGAAAGUUGUGUAAGUUUACUGCUGAAGACCAAAGUGUUGAUAAAAUAAUAUUUCAUUUCAUCAUUUCAUAUUAGAAAGAAUGUGUUCUGUACAAGUGCUUUUUGAAAUAAAAGGGUCAUCAUUCA
Messenger RNA from Pecten maximus, 4233 nucleotides. Its product is annotated as peroxiredoxin-2-like. Gene Ontology annotation, cellular component: cytosol; endoplasmic reticulum. Bases 36 to 782 code for a protein of 248 amino acids. Gene Ontology annotation, biological process: response to oxidative stress; hydrogen peroxide catabolic process; cell redox homeostasis. The record is from RefSeq and is a predicted model, not a curated record. Lineage: Eukaryota; Metazoa; Mollusca; Bivalvia; Pectinida; Pectinidae. Gene Ontology annotation, molecular function: thioredoxin peroxidase activity. The transcript has 6 exons.